Camarhynchus parvulus is the source of this 3226-nucleotide messenger RNA. RefSeq names its product consortin, connexin sorting protein (gene CNST). The transcript is spliced from 12 exons. NCBI's taxonomy places the organism in Eukaryota, Metazoa, Chordata, Aves, Passeriformes, Thraupidae. The record is from RefSeq and is a predicted model, not a curated record. The coding region runs from base 306 to 2453 and encodes 715 amino acids. Gene Ontology annotation, molecular function: connexin binding. Gene Ontology annotation, cellular component: trans-Golgi network; plasma membrane; transport vesicle. Gene Ontology annotation, biological process: positive regulation of Golgi to plasma membrane protein transport.
CUCCGCCCGCCGCCCGCCCUUCUAUGGUGCCCGCCCCGCGCCGCCGGCAGCCUGCGGCAGCUCCAGCCCCCGCGCCUCCACGCCAUGCCGGCUGGCGGGUCCCGGCCGCCCGAGCCGCCGCGGAGCUGAGGUGAGCUGACAGCGGCUUCUCCGCAGGAACUGCUAGAUAUAUGCUGAGUCUUUCAUGCAUAAAGGACUACCUCUUUAAUGACCUGCUCAUUAUCUUUGACAAACUGAUGAAACCAUAGGAAAAUGGUCUAAAAAUAUCUGGGGGGAGAUUAAGUGGUUCAACAAGUAACGCUCUAAUGGAUGACAGAGACUUUCCACCAAAUGAUCUGCAAAUAGACUCAAAGGACAGUCUUCCUACUAACUACAGGGUAGAAUGUUUGGCAUCUCAUUUGAUUCCUUCAGCUGAUGAAAAUGAAAAUCAACUUGACAGUGAUGGGAAUGAAGUUCUGACCAGUAGUAGCAUUGCUAUGGGACGACAGGAUAAAGGUGAACAGGAUAACAUCAAUAAUAAUGAGAAUAUGGACAGUGGAGACUGGAUCCCAAGCUGCAAGGAAAGUGAGACUGAGAGAAGAUCUGUAAAUGUCCAUAUGGACCCCCAGCUGGAGGAAAAGCCUGUCGCAGAAAAACAGCCAGGUGGAAAAAGAAGUCCAAGAAGCAAAAGAAGCUCCAAUAAAAAAUCUAAAGGCAUUUCUACAGUGGGAGCCUCAACAAUCCAGGAGGAAAAUGCUCUUAAUACAGAUACAGAUUUUGUGCAGGCUGAAAGUGCUGUUGAAACAAAGGAAAGCUUUCAUCCAAAAGACCAAAAGCAAACAUUGCAGUCUCUUUUCUCUUUGCUCCGUGAAGAGGUUGAGCAGAUGGAUUCAAAGAUACUGCCCCUGUGUCUCCAUCAGAUAGCUGAGACCUAUUUUCAAGAGGAAGAAUAUGAGAAGGCCAUUAAGUUCAUUCAGCUUGAACGACUUUAUCAUGAGCAGCUGCUUGCAAAUCUUUCUUCCAUACAGGAACAGUGGGAAAGAAAAUGGAAGACAGCAGUUCCCAGUCCAGUUACAGCACUGAGGAAUUCAGAUAAAGAGCUGAGUGGCCAAGAACUGGAGAAGCUUACUAGAGUUUGCUCUUCACAUCAACAGCCACAGGCAUCCAAAAAUAAGCUAGUAGCUGCAGAAAAUACAUGGGAAAGCAGUUGUUUACCUCAGUUAAUGGAGUCCAGAACUUUAAAGGAAAGAGAAGCUACUGCUUUUAAAUCAGGUACUGAAACUUGUCCUGGCAUUGCACCAAAGAAAGAAGAUAAACAGCCGAGCACUGUUUGCCCAGGUGAAAACAAAACUGAGAGACAGACAGAGGCAGCAAGUGUUUGGGUAGCUGCAGGAAAGAACCACAUGGAGGAGCAGCACUGCAGUGCUGAAUCAACGCUGGAGCCACACACCCAGUCCACAGGGACAGGGGGCAGGCCUUCCUCGGGCUGUUUAUCAUCUGGGGAUGCUGGUAAAGAUAACAGCCUGCAGCUGAGGGAAAGACAGCUCUCCAAGGAUGCAGUGGAAAUAGAAGGGGCUGGGGAGCCUGGAGUGAAACUCCCUCUUGAGCCAAUGGUAGAUGCUUUGGCUUUAACAGAUGAUGAUUAUAUGCCUACUGAUUUGGUUCCUUCUGAUAAAGAUGUGCCAGCUGAUAGAAGUCUGCUCAGAUCAAAACAUGCUGCUGGGUCUUCAGAAAUUCCUAGUGGCCAGCUUGGAAAUAGUGAUUUAAAGCAGCAACAGAUACAGCCUGAUGAUGAUGAUGAUGGACAGUCUUCAUGGGACAGAACUGCCUCAGGUGAAUGCUCUGGGUGUAAUGAAGGGUCUGAGCAUGCGAGUGCUGCCCAUUCACAGGUGUGCAAGGAAAUAGGACAGAAGGAGAAGGUCAAUAAUGAACACGAAGAUUUAUUUCUGAGAUUUUUGAAUGGAAACAUAAUAGACACUGAAGAAUCUGCAGACUUUGCAAACCAAGAGGACUUUGACGCUGUUCCAGAUAUUUCACCUGAACGAGCAUCUUAUAACUCCCUGGAAGCUUUAUCUUUAGAUGACAGCUUUUCUUCUCUUGAUGAACUUACAAGAAGGAUAGAGAUUACUGAGAUUACCCCAGUGGAAGGAUUGGUGUCUAUACUAAAGAAGAGAGAUGACAGAGAUGGAAAAACAAUUGCUCAAGUCCAGCAAAGGCAAACAAAGAGAAGAGUGAGAUUCCAAGAAAUGGAAGACACAUUGGAUCAAGAUGAAGUGUCUGGUGGCUCCUGUAUUUUGCUGAUCCUGCUGUGCAUAGCAACUGUUUUCCUUAGCAUUGGAGGAACUGCACUGUACUGCACCUUUGGUGACAUGGAAUCCCCUGUGUGUACUGAUUUUGCAGCCAACAUGGAUUUCUAUUAUACACAGAUACUGCAGCGUGUGGAAGAACUUAAACACUGGAUAGCCUUCUCAUAGCUGAAAGGAGUGGACACAGCACGCUCAGAGCUCACCUGCGGCUGCUGGAGAGAGUAGAACAAAAUUGUGAUUUCAAGUUCUUUAACACUUGCCACCUGCAGGUGAUGUGUAUUUGAUGAGAUACUUUCACAUUUACUUAGAAAUCAAGAAAAUUUUAGUUUAGCAAUCAGGUGGCACAAUGUUCACAUCUGUUCACAACUGUAGCAGCGUGGUAUGGGAGCAUAAAAAGUCAUUAUCUUCAUCCUUUUGAAAGUAGGCAAGUAGCUUUUCAUCCACUUGAGCAAGUGAAGAAGAAGGAAGAAAAUUAACUGUCUUCUGUAUUCUCUCCCAUUGCCACACAUUGUGUAAGCAAUCUCUGGAAGCUUAGAAAAAGGACAGCUUUAAUUUACAGCUGUUUGUGCAAAGGUGUUGCCUCCAGCUAUCAUGCAAUAAGUCUCUGUUUUAUGGAAACAUUAUUUUUUUUUCCUAAGUCUUAAUGUUUUUAUCCAUUUUAUUUCUCCUGGUGAGCCAUGUAAUUCUUUGGGUGGAGUGAGAAGAGUGCAGUGGCAUUCACAGAGCCCUCAUUUGGUAAUUACCAGGCUGACCCUGUAUCUUACAGCUUGCAGUGAAUAUCAUGAAUGGGAUAAAUCUGCUGGCAGAUUUCACUAAAUUUCUUGGACCUUUACUCUCAGUAUCGUGUGGGUUGUUCUAGAAAUGGAAGGUUAAAAAAGAAAUCACUGGUCUCACUAAACAUGGAAACAAAAGAUGUUUACUAAAUUAUUCAUAUUAAAUAA